Molecule: messenger RNA, 1704 nt
Organism: Malassezia vespertilionis
Lineage: Eukaryota; Fungi; Basidiomycota; Malasseziomycetes; Malasseziales; Malasseziaceae
Gene: NAR1
Product: Cytosolic Fe-S cluster assembly factor nar1
Exons: 2
Coding region: 1-1704 (567 amino acids)
Biological process (GO): iron-sulfur cluster assembly
Cellular component (GO): cytosolic [4Fe-4S] assembly targeting complex
Molecular function (GO): 4 iron, 4 sulfur cluster binding
Source: RefSeq, a predicted model, not a curated record
AUGGCGUUUUCGGGGGCAUUGUCGCUCACGGACCUCAACGACUACUUGGGGCCUUCACAAAUAUGCAUAAAACCCGUGGAAUCAGCGCCGCAGCCUGCGGCGUCUGCGGGCGAAACGGAAAUUGCGAUCGACGAUGGCAAGUACUAUGAAGCGGGCAGCGGCACACGCGCUCGGACAGAGCUGGAGACGGCAGAAAUCUCGCUAAACGACUGUUUGGCAUGCAGUGGCUGCGUUACGUCUGCAGAGACAGUGCUCAUCGGUAUGCAAAGCAUCGACGAAGUGCGGCAAGCAUUGCAGGAACGCGACGGACGCAAGUUUAUUGCCACCGUAAGCCCACAGUCGAUUGCAUCGCUUGCUACGCGAUACGACUACCUGUGCCCUCCUGCAACGAUUCUUCAGCGGACUCUUCUGUACCGCAUUGCUUGGCACUUGCGUUCAUUGGGGUUUGACUUUGUCUACGAUACUAGCUUUGCGCGCCAUCUUGCGCUGCGCGAACAUACGCGGGAGUUUUUUGAGCGGCGACAUGCACGCGACGCCAACAUUGUUGACCGGCCACGGCUCCCCAUGCUCGCAAGUGCGUGUCCAGGCUGGGUAUGCUACGCAGAAAAAGCGCACACUGAAAUGCUCCCUUUUAUCGCACAAACUAAAUCGCCACAGCAAAUCUCUGGUGUGCUUGCCAAGCAGGUUAUUGGGCCACACUUGCAUGCGGACGGCAGCGUCUACCAUGUAACGGUCAUGCCUUGCUACGACAAGAAACUCGAAGCGAGCCGCAGCGACUUUACUGACGCCAACGGCGUAAAAGACGUGGACUGUGUGCUCACCACGGGUGAGCUGCAUGAUUUCCUUCUGGAGCACGGAUUCGAUCCGUUUGCUCCUGUGCCCGGCGAAGAGGGUUCACAUUGCGAGUCUACGCCCCCCGAUACCCAGCACGAUGCGAAACAAAACCUGCCUCAAUACCCAACACUAUUACAAGAACCCGGGACGAGCAGCGGCGGGUAUUUGUUUGCAAUUAUGCACGCAGUGUGGCAGGAAUGGGUUGCGGCUCAUCCUGGCGAUACCAAACCGUCCUUGGCGCUGCGCGUGAUUCGUUCUGUGGAUUAUACCGAGUACGUUUUACGAGCGCCACAAGAAGACGGCGGGCGUAUUUUAUUCAAAGGUGCGCAGUGCUAUGGAUUCCGUAAUUUGCAAAACCUCGUGCGCAAAGUACAGCGCGAGACAGGUGUGCAGGGCCGCACAGGGCUUGGAGCGCGGGGUCGCGGCAUGGCGCGGCGUGGCGCGGCACACGAGCAAAACGACGCGCUGCAAGCUGCCUACGAUUACGUGGAAGUCAUGGCGUGCCCAGGCGGUUGUGUGAACGGCGGUGGGCAAAUGCGGCCGCCAGCGGCGGAGCGUAUGGCAAUCGAGACAGAGGCGGCACCCGUGCAAGGCUGGCAAGGCACCGACAAGCGCUGGGUGCAGUUAGUAGAGGACACUUACUGGCUUGAUCCUGCGCGCCGCGCCGCGGCGUCGCUCGAUGAAAAUGCGACGCAGCCUUUGCACGUUUUGGAGGAUGCGAGCAGCGGACCGCUAGCCGAAUGGCUUGCUAGUGUCGACGCACAAGCCAUGCAAGUUGAACGCAGCUUGGACGUGUGCCGCACUAAUGCCUUCCGCACCGAGUACCAUGGUGUUGCGAAAGAGACCAAUGGAUUUGCUGUACAAUGGUAA